AAGAGGCUCGGUCUGUUCAUAAGGCAGCACGCUUUUUCUCGAAACCAAAGCUCGACGAGAUCCAACACAGUUAGAACCCUAAUUACUCGUCACCUUACGAUCAACCGUUUAUGCAAACACUGAUCGGUUUUGAAUCUUUUGAUUGAUCGAGCGAUUCGAUACGGAAUCGCGAUGCCAAUCCGAAUCCCGCCGGCUCGUUGGGAUUUUCGCGGCUUCGUAUUUUGUUUCAUUUUCCUCGGCUCGUUCCCGGGAACAAUACUAACACAAGAAGUUACACUAGAUUCGAUUCGGAUUUUCAAGACGCACGAAUGGUUCCCGACUAAGCCUACAGUCUAUUUCCAAUGUAAAGGAGAGAACAAGACGGUGUUUCCUGAUGUGAAGAAACUCAAUGUGUCUUAUUCUUUUAAAGGCGUAGAAUCUUGGCAGCCACUUACCCAACUUAACGGAACAAAAUGCAAGAGAUGUGGAAUCUAUGAGGAAGACACACUUAAAUAUGACACAUUUGACGAAUGGGAGCUUUGUCCUUCUGAUUUCUCAGCUGAAGGUAGAUACACACACGUCAAGGAGAAAGAAUUCGAUGCUACUUUCCUCUGCCACGGAUGCUCACAAGUCGGAGCUGGUACGAAUAAAGAAUCUGGCUCUGAGAAGGAAGAAGAAAGGCGCGGAAUGCAUCCUGCAAUCGUGGUACUGAUUGUAGUACUUGUGUUAGGUGUAGUUGCGGUGGGACUUAUAGUAGGUUAUAAGUAUUGGAGGAAGAAGAAACGGCAGCAAGAGCAGGCCCGGUUUCUUAAACUGUUCGAAGACGGUGACGAAAACGAGGACGAACUUGGCCUUGAAGAUACCCUAUGAAGCUUAAGGUCAGUGUGGCCUAGUAACUGAGUUAUUUUGUAACUCAAUGUCCCCUUUAUGUACAUACACAGCUUGAUCUCAUAAACAUUUUGUAGAGAGGAGAAAAAAGGAAUCAUAGUGAUCAACAUACAAAGUUACAAACAUUUGCUUCAUCCAAAGACAAAAUCAUUGCCGUUUUAUCUUUUA
Messenger RNA from Eutrema salsugineum, 1035 nucleotides. RefSeq lists its product as uncharacterized. The record is from RefSeq and is a predicted model, not a curated record. The transcript has 4 exons. Bases 172 to 849 code for a protein of 225 amino acids. NCBI's taxonomy places the organism in Eukaryota, Viridiplantae, Streptophyta, Magnoliopsida, Brassicales, Brassicaceae.